AUGCCGACAAGUGCGCAGGUAGGGAAGCCGCUGAAAGCACGGACUUCACUGCUUCGUCUGCGUCUCCGCGUACUUUUCCUUGCCUUUCUGUCGCGGCUGCUGUGUCUCUCACUCACCUGCUUGUGGGCGCAUCUGCAUCCCACCUACAACAGCCAGUCUUCUCUGCUGCACCCCACAGCUCCAAAGAGACAGGACUACAUUUCGCCAUCCCUCUUGGCUCGCCGUCUGUCUGCGCCGCACAGCGCGGCUCUCAGACACUUCCACCCUUUCCAUCUCACAGUUGAGUCUGCGCCUCUGUCUCUCUCACAAGAACAACGUAACGACCGGAAGCAGAGAGCAGGCUUGGAGGAGGGAAGAACUCGGCAAGACGCUCCACCUGCAGAGCAAGCCAGAGUGCUCGUCCUUACAUCUGUCACAGACGAAGGGAUCGCGCAAUUGUUUCCUCGACGCGGCGUCGGGUCGGGUGUACGUACACCUCAAACUCAGGCGCGGUUGCCGAGCCCGGAAGACGCCCCUGGUUUUCUGGCGGCUGACGUCGCACCUGUGAGUGCUCUGCCUCCUUGGGGACGCGACUCGCGUCUCUCGUCCUCGCUUUACAGAGGAGAAACGCAAUGGGAGGCAACGAAGAAACAGUCUCUGAAUUCUGGCGGCCGCCGCGUGUCAUCUGGGGGUUCACCGGCAUCGCGUGUCUCUUCCUCCGGUUCGAGCCCAGGGUUUCAGUCCGAUCAGAGAGUCUUUGGGAAUUCUCCAAUCAACGAAGUGAAACUUGAUGGCGUUCUUUGGCGCCUUGUCGUGCCCUUCCUUAGCUGGGACGGCGAAUACUUUCUGACGUUUGCGCUGCAGAAGACGGCGUACUACUUUGAGCUGACGCAUGCCUUCUUCCCAGGUCUCUCUGUGGUGUACAUACACUUAGGUGGCUUCCUCCGACGCCUGCUGUCGCGCGCUGCCGAGGUCGCUGAUAGUGCUGUGCCUCGUUCUUCCUCCCGCUUCUCUGCCAGCCAGUCAGAAGAGAGCGAGGAGUCCCGGUCAAGCAAGGGAUUUCAGUCGUCUCCUCCUCUCCAGGACUCCUUUCCGUUUCCUGCGCGCAUCGACGACGCCGUUGUCUUUGGCUUCGCCGCCGUGCUUGUCAGCAACUUGGCCUUCGCUCUCGCUGCGCUAGGUGUCUUCGAAGUGGCGCGCAUGCACCUUGCUGCAGAGGCUCGCGUGAGGGGGGAAGCCGACGAACAAAGCAGAGACUCUCGGGAUUCAGCGUGUCCACUCUUUCCUGGGGAAAACUGCUCGCCUGCUGCGGCUGUCUAUACAGCUCAUACUGACAGCGACACGGAAGGACGGAAGUCUGUCCAUUCGUCUUCAGAUGGGACACAGCGUCACUCGUACUUGCAGGCUUCAUGGAAACGCGAAGGCGAAGACGUCUAUGUUAUUGAAGAAGAGAGAAAUCGACAAAUGCCCAGUGUGGAAAGGGUCCGAGACGAAAAUGAAGAGUCUUGCAGAAUCGCGUUCCUUGCUGCCGGUUGGUUCUCCUUCUCCGCCGCCAACAUCCACAUGAGUGCAGCGUACACCGAAAGUCUCUUUGCGGCGUUGACCAUGUGGGGUUUGUAUAUGCUUCUCUUCGCUGAGCACCCACCGGCUGGGUCCCCGCAGUCUUUCGACUGUCUCGACACUCCAGAAGAGGCACCCCAGGAUGGGAAGGACAUGCCAAAGGCCGUAAGGAGCAAGAGGGAAUUUAAUGCAGAGAGUCGCUUGAACUGCACAUCUGUCAAGCAGUCAAGACACGAGGCGUCUUCUCGCAGCAAGGAAGUCGAGAAGGCUUCUCCGCGUCCCUGUCAGUCGACGUGUGCAACGUCUGCCGUUCGUGCAAUGGGAAAACGCAUUCGCAAGCGUUUUUUGACACUUUUGCUUCCCUUUCUCCUCCGUUUGGGGGCAACGUUUCUUUUCUUCUUGGCGUCUUUUCUCCGAUCCAACGGGUCGCUUGCUCUCGCCCCGCUGUUCUUCCAUACUCUCCGGACAUGCCCUCUCGUUGGGUCGUUGAGACCAAGAGGCAGGCAGCCACGUCCGCCGAACGCCUCGUCGGCCAUGGUAGGCAACUCGCCACACGACAGGAAAACGCACGGAUCGCGAGAAGGCGACAAAUCCGAAGCGGCAGCACUUUCCCGGCGUUUGGGAAACAGCGACGAAAGCGUGGAAGGACGUGGUAGAAAGGACGAAGCAACGGACGGCUCAGUUACACACACCGCAGUGCAGACACAGACUUGGCUUUGCCAUGUCAGAGGACGAAGAAGUUACGGGAGACUCCUUGUCGCCACAGGAUAUCACUGGAUUUUUGCGCUCUUCCAGGCUGUCGCCGUCGUCUUACCUAUUUUCCUAGCUAUGGCUUACCCCUGGUACCUCUACUGCGCAUGCCCUAAAACGUCUCAAGUCGUGACGUCGACCUGCCACGUUGCAUCCGCUUUUCUCGGCCAGACUGUCCCUACACCGUAUAGCCAGGACGCGGAGGCGGACUCACUGGAUGUGCUCCCGUCUUUCGUACCAGGUGCUGAACCAUCUGCUGGUUUCGUUUCUUCUUCACUGAAGGAGUCAGACGCAAUGCCUGCUCCCCGCCAGGACUCUGGAUACUCUACCGUGUCGCAGAGCUUCGGUCCGGCUCCCCUUCGUCGGCACACCUUGACUUUCUCGCAGUUUGCCUACCGUGUCCUUGCUGUGGGAUUGCCUCAAUCAGCCGCUUCCGUUUUCUCUCGUUUGCGUCGGUUCCUUUUUGGCUCUCGUGCCUAUUGGGCUUCGGAAGCUGAGCAGGUUGCAACCGAAGCAGCUCUCGACAGUGCAGUUUCACUGGGCGUACAUGCAGUCGGGAGAAACCCCGUGACGGGUCCAGCUGUAGAGACACCCGAGCGCGGGUGCGUUUCUGGCCCUUCUGAAUUCGGGCUUCAGUCAGGUCCAGGAAGUCUGCGGGUCUUUCUCGGCAAUAAGGAACGCGUUAUCUCGAACGCUGCUUCGCCGAUGCCGCCGUGGUGUUCAGCGCGCGUUCCAAACAUAUACCCAUGGAUCCAACGCGAAUACUGGGACGUCUACUUUCUAGGCUUCUUCCGCUUCAAGAACUUGUACCUCAUUAUUCUGGCUCUGCCUUUCUACUUCCUUGCCAUGUCGUGCAUUCUCUUUUUUCUCCGGCGAACGUGGGGCCCGGGGCGCUGCGCCGAAACGCUGAGUGAUGACGCAGUCAAUCAAGGAAGGGAAGCGACUGGGGAACUGCUAGAGGGAGAGAAACCGCGACACUCACUACGUGGCAUGCAGGGUUCGAAGAAUUUCAACUUGCGAUGGUCCAAGAAUGUUACUUCUCUAUGGAGACAAGGUGGACGAUUCUGCCUCAGCGUCGUACUGGAUCCUGCCUUCGGCGAAAUCUGCCAACUCGCGUUCCUCAUGAUGUUCAUGUUUCUGUGCGGCAACACAAACGUAUUUGUUCGUCUCAGCACCGCAUCACCAAUUCUUUUUCUGAAUAUGGCGCGUCUACAUGAUGCAUACAGCUGGAGAAAGAAGCAUUUUCUCGCGAAAAGUGUGUCUUCGAGCUGCGUGUCGCCGUCAUGCUGUCUUUCUGGGCGUGCUUCUUCGAUGACAACCGUCAGCCGUGAUCAACAUCAGAGAGGCUUUCGCAUGCACACGAAGAAUGCAAGCGAGCACUCGAGUGCCGCGGACCGAAAGCCAGAUGGUGCUGUCUCACGGGCUGAUGCUACAGGCUCGGGCUCCUGCGACGAGGAUAUUGUGAGAUCAGGCAACAACGCGAAUUGUGCAAAGGUCCCCCCGCCUGUUGGCUGGAGAUGGUGGGGCUUCUGUAGCUCUAUAAUUCUCCUUUGUCACUUCUUAGGUCCCCUGUUUUUUGGCUGUUACGUUACAUGGACUUAG
Molecule: messenger RNA, 3891 nt
Organism: Toxoplasma gondii ME49
Lineage: Eukaryota; Apicomplexa; Conoidasida; Eucoccidiorida; Sarcocystidae
Exons: 2
Coding region: 1-3891 (1296 amino acids)
Biological process (GO): GPI anchor biosynthetic process
Cellular component (GO): mannosyltransferase complex; endoplasmic reticulum membrane
Molecular function (GO): alpha-1,6-mannosyltransferase activity; GPI mannosyltransferase activity
Source: RefSeq, a predicted model, not a curated record